Molecule: messenger RNA, 819 nt
Organism: Candidozyma duobushaemuli
Lineage: Eukaryota; Fungi; Ascomycota; Pichiomycetes; Serinales; Metschnikowiaceae
Product: proteasome core particle subunit beta 7
Exons: 1
Coding region: 1-819 (272 amino acids)
Cellular component (GO): proteasome core complex
Source: RefSeq, a predicted model, not a curated record
AUGAACCACGAUCCGUUUGCCUGGGGCAGACCACGUGACGAAGUCUACGGCGCCUACAACCAUGCUAUAGCCUCUGCUGGCGUCAAGGAGGCAUCCGAUAUCCCAACGACACACACUCAACAACCGAUUAUCACUGGUACAUCUGUUUUGGGGCUCAAGUUCAAGAAUGGUGUGGCCAUUGCCGCCGACAAUAUGGGCUCCUACGGAUCUCUUCUCAGAUUCAGCAACAUUGAGCGUUUGAUUCGUGUUGGCAAGGAAACCAUUGUGGGAAUCUCCGGUGACAUCUCUGACUUACAGCAUAUCGAGAGACUCUUGCACCAAUUGGAAACCGAAGAGGAGAUCUAUGACACCGACGGUGGCCACAACUUGCGUGCUCCCCACGUGCACGAGUACUUGACCCGCCUUUUGUACAACAGAAGGCUGAAGAUGGACCCCUUGUGGAACGCUGUCAUUGUGGCAGGCUUUAACGACGACAGAACGCCAUUCAUGAGAUACGUUGACCUUUUGGGUGUUGCAUACGGCGCGCUGGCUCUUGCCACGGGCUUCGGUUCCCACUUGGCCAUUCCCUUGUUGAGAAAGUUGGUGCCAUACGAUCUGGACUUCGAGAAGGUGACUGAGGACGAGGCCUGCGAGGCCAUGCUCAACUCCAUGAGAGUGCUUUACUAUAGAGACGCGCGUGCGGGCGACAAGUUCUCCUUGGUGGUGUUGACUGUCGAGGACGGCAAGGUGGACUUGAAGUUCGAGAAGGGCGUGAAGGUGGAGAACCAGAGCUGGAAGUUUGCGGAGAAGAUCAUUGGUUACGGCAGCAAACAGCUAUAG